AUGGACUUUCUCAAGUCCGCAGUAGCAUCAGCCAUCUCCAAAGGGCCGGCUUUUGGAUAUACGUUUGGCGAUCGUGUAGACCUCAACGACUCCAUCUGGACGUUGCACAACGGCACAAAGCGAGAAGAUGGCUCCAAGUGCAGUAUAUUCUCCUUCGACAUUACUGCGAACAAAUCUCGGCUGCCACUCGCCCGCAAUGCACUCCGCAAACUACGAACCCUGCGACACCCAGGCGUAGUCAAGGUUCUCGAUACUGUAGAGACGGAGACAUACAUCUACAUUGCCACAGAAAGACUGAGUCCUCUGAGCUGGCAUGUGAAAAGGAAGAGCCUGACAGAGGAAACCACAAAAUGGGGGUUACACAACGUAGCGCAGACAGUCAAGUUCAUCAAUGCGGACGCCGCCUCGAUUCAUGGCUGCCUUCGCCCGGCAUCAAUCUUCUUCAGUGAAAGCGGCGAGUGGAAGCUCGGUGGAUUCGAUGCUCUUAGUUCUGUCAAGGAGGAUGACUCUAUACUACCUACCUAUGGCGGACUCAUACCUGAUGCUGGCCGCUAUAUGCCCCCCGAGAUUGCAAAAGCGGGAUGGGAGGUGGUCAAACAGAACCCAACCCCAGCGGUCGAUGCGUACAAUUUUGGCAUUCUCAUCUUUGAGGUCUUCAAUGGCGGCUACCACAGUAGUGACCAGCUGGGACAGAUGAAGAGCAUCCCCGCCAGCAUGCAUCAGUCCUACAAGCGUCUUCUUAACCCAAACCCGAAGUCACGAAUGAGCGUUGGGCAAUUCCUGGACCAAGGGAAACGGCUAGGGGGGUUCUUCCAAACGCCACUGAUCCAGGUAACAGACGACAUCGAAAACCUUGGUCUGAAGGCAGAGGAUGAGCGCAAUGAGUUGCUCGGUAAGCUUGACGAAGUUUCUGAUGACUUUCCUACAGACUUCUUCAAGAUGAAGGUACUUCCCGAAUUGCUUAAAUCUGUCGAAUUUGGUGGAGGUGGUCCCAAAGUAUUCAGCACUGUCAUGCAAAUCGGACAGAAACUUUCGGAUGAAGAGUAUGAAACUCAAAUCACUCCAGUGGUGGUGCGACUUUUUGCCAAUCCAGAUCGAGGGAUACGCGUCUGCCUGCUGGACAAUUUGCCGCUCAUGAUUGAUCACCUCCCACAAAAGCUGGUCAAUGAUAAAAUCUUUCCUCAAAUGGUCACAGGAUUCUCAGACAUUGCACCAGUCGUGCGAGAACAGACCGUUAAGGCCGUCUUGACUGUCGUUCCCAAACUCUCCGACCGGACCAUUAAUGGCGAGCUCCUCCGCCACCUAGCAAAGACAUCAAAUGACGAGCAACCCGGUAUCCGUACCAACACCACAAUUUGUCUUGGCAAAAUUGCGAGGAACUUGAGUUCAAGUAGUCGAGCAAAGGUACUUGCUGCUGCCUUCUCUCGGUCGCUGCGUGAUCCUUUCGUACAUGCACGCAAUGCUGCUCUUUUGGCUCUUGCUGCAACGGCCGAUCUGUUUAGCGAGGAUGACUGUGCGAGUAAACUGCUUCCCAUCAUGUGUCCGUCAUUAGUCGACAAGGAGAAGAUCAUUCGGGAUCAAGCUCAAAAGAGUGUGGAUAUUUACCUAGCCCGCAUACGGAAGUUCGCCGCCACCAUGCCGGAUACCGUGCUCCCAUCACCUGGUCUAAUCUCCGGCAUUGCUGCUGGCCCUACACCUCGCAUGGGUACUCCAGCGAACGACACCUCCUGGGCUGGAUGGGCAAUUUCGAGUUUCACCAAUAAGUUGGCUGCCACAGCCGGAGAGAUGCAAGCCCGUUCUUCAACGAAUGGAGCGGCAGAUCAGAGACCAGCUUCAGUUCCGCCAUCCACAACACCCAAUAAGCCACCAGUUCCUCUAGCAUCGAAGCCAGGCAUGACACUUCACAGCUCAAAGAGUUCAACAAUCAUUCCAACUGUCACCUCUCCGGACGCUGUUACCAGUUUUGAUGACGAAGUCGAGGACUUUGACAAUGAGUGGGGAGGUUUUGGCGAUGAUGAUAGAAUGGGCGCCAAGACCACCGAGCCAGAUGAUCAGGACGACGAAGAUCCAUGGGGUGCACCAUCUGUGUCAAAGCCGACAAGUAAGAUAUCGUAUGACGACAAAGGUGAACCAGACUUUGCUGGCUGGCUCGCGGCUCAGUCUACUGCAAAGAAGAUAGUGAAGAAUCCACUACCCAAAGCGCUUUCCAAGCCUUCAGCGCCAGCCACAAAGUCUACGCGCCCUGUUGUAGGAGGCAGAUCAAGUACAACCGGCUCUGCAACAACGCGAAAGGUUGUGGUACCGCCAAAGAAGGAAGUCAAGAAAGAAACGGAAAAAUCCAAGGAAGAGGAGGAGGAAGGGUGGGGUGAUGCAUGGUGA
Molecule: messenger RNA, 2379 nt
Organism: Plenodomus lingam JN3
Lineage: Eukaryota; Fungi; Ascomycota; Dothideomycetes; Pleosporales; Leptosphaeriaceae
Biological process (GO): protein phosphorylation; tRNA export from nucleus
Cellular component (GO): cytoplasm
Molecular function (GO): protein kinase activity; ATP binding
Source: RefSeq, a predicted model, not a curated record